AUGGGCUUCUUUGACUCAAUCGCCAACGCCUUCUCCUGUGAUGGCAUCGCCACCCGCAUCCUCGAAAAGGUGCCCGUCGUCGGCUACGGCGUCGCUGGAGUUCAAGCCCUAGCCGGCAACACAGAACAUGCCAAACGAGCCCUUGCCACCAGCACCAACAGUCUAAUCACCACGGCCGGUGCCGUCGGUGGUAUGGUUGUCGGUGGACCAGCUGGUGCCAUAGCAGGUGGUGCAGCAGCGUCCACCAUCGGCUUGGGCACUGAGUACGCCAUCAGCACCACCAUCAACGACAAGGACGUCAAGGGCGAUGUUGGGGAGGUUACCGUGCAGAGAGUUGUGACCGACAUGGCCAUCGGUGGUGUUUCUGGCUUGAUUGGCGGCGGAGCUGGUGCCACUGCUGCAGGCAAGGCAGCAGGUAAAGCCGCGAUUGAGGCCACGGCGUCGACGUUGGCCAAGACUGGCUUUGAGGGUGCUGCCAAGGUCAUCAUCACCAAUGUUGGAAAGAGUGCGGCGGGAGCUGUCACAACUGGUAGUUUGGCAUCGCUUGUCCAGGGUGCUAGCAAAAACGUCUUCAACAACACCCCCAACGUCAAGGAACCCGAGCCCAAGCCACCCAAAGUGAGAAAGGUGACGCAGAACCAAGACGCCAGGGCCAAGGAUUUGAUCCAGGACCUCAAGGCCUUUGUCCUCCAGUACCCUCUCUACUGGCUCAACGACGCCUACGCGCAAGUCCAUCUCUACUGGGAUCCCGUUGUCAUUGCCGGCUUGCCUUGGGACCCGGCGAAUCAAGCUGUGCAGGGACAGUAUCAGGCCUUUCAGCAGAAGAAGACAGGGAACCCAGCGUUGAACGAGAAGCCGUUACGUCAAAAGAUCUAUGAGGAGCUCAAGCAGAUUGUUGAUGACCACAACAAUGGAGUACAGCUUGGGGGGAACAAGCAGAAGAUUCUGGACAUGAUUAUCAAGAAGGAGCCUGGGGGAUUUAAUGCAGUUUGGGGUGAGGUUGAGUCGGAGAUGAAUCUGAGGGAUCUGAGGCUGCAGAGCUUCAGCGAGCUGAUGAUUUUGGAGGUUGAGUUUAUGGAUUGA
This is a messenger RNA of Podospora anserina S mat+, 1083 nucleotides long. RefSeq lists its product as uncharacterized. The coding region runs from base 1 to 1083 and encodes 360 amino acids. The transcript has 2 exons. The record is from RefSeq and is a predicted model, not a curated record. Lineage: Eukaryota; Fungi; Ascomycota; Sordariomycetes; Sordariales; Podosporaceae.